AUGGACGAGCACGGGGACCAGCGAUUGUUAGUCCUGGAGCCGCAGGAGUUGAGCUUUACUGGUGUGCGGUUUCACAAGACGUAUGCUCAGUCAGUGCGCCUGACCAACGCAGCUCGUGCGCCGCUUGAGGGCGAGAUCCGGGCCGGCAGCAGCGACCGCUACGCGAUCACGCCGCCCACCUUUCGCCUGCGCCCCGGCGAGUCGCUUGAGGUUGUGGUGAACCUCAAGCUGCUGCGCUUCGGGCAGCGCCAGAAAGCGGCGGAGCAGGGGCAGCGGGACUGGUUCACCGUCAAGCUGACCAACUUUCCUGGCCAGGAUCAACGCUUUUUUGCCACCUUUUUCCUGGACCCAUCGGAGGCCCCGGGCAGUACUGCUAGCAGCUCCCUGGCAUUGCCUCAGAGUGGGCCGGCACCCGCGGCGGAGGAAGCAGCGCGUCCGCCCGACCUGGUGGAUGGCUCCGGGCUGAGGACGCUGCAGGAGCGUUUGGAGGCGGACAGGGAAGAGGUGGCGCACCGGCUGCGCGCGGCAGCGGGGCGCCGGACGACCAGCAAUGCAGGUCUGGGGCAUGAGGUUGCAGCAGCUGAGCAGCAGCAGCAGCAACAACGGCAGCAGCAGCAGCAGCAGCAGCAACAACGGCAGCAGCAGCAGCAGCAGCAGCAGCAGCAGCAGCAGCAGCAGCAGCAGCAGCAGCAGCGCAAGUUGAGCACUGACGCCGGCACACCGGCCAGCACGCAGCCCUUGGGUGGGGACGGCAGCGGCGGCAGCAGCGGCACACGGGGUGCGGAUGCGCCCGCGCUGCCGCCGGGCAUAGCGGCGGUCGUGGCGCAGGCAGUGGAGGCCGCGUUGCAGGAGGAGCAGGCACGCCAAGAGGAGCGCAACCGCCGCGCACUGGAGCUGCUGCUCGCAAAGGACGCGUCAGUCCGCGCCCUCGAGGCCGAGUGCCAGCAACUGCGGGGCCAGCUGCAGGAGGCGGACGGGCGCGCCGCUGCUGCUGAGGAGGCCGCCUCGCAGCUGCGGGCUGAGGUGGAACAGGAGUGCGCCCAGAGGGCCGCGGCCGAGGCACGCGCGGAGGCCGCGGCCGCUGCGGCCGAGGCGCUAGAGCCGCGAGGGGGCCGCGGGGGUGGCGGCGCCGGUGCAGCUGUGGGUGGGGCCGACGGCCGGGACGCGCUGCUGCAGGAACAGGCGAAGCAGCUGCUGCGGCUGCAAAGGGAGGUGGGGUCUCUGGCCGAGCAGCUGCGCGCCGCACAGCAGCGCGCCGCCGAGCUCGAGGCGGCGCCCGCGGCCGGCGCCGUGCGGCUGCGGCGCCCCGCAUCGGCGGCCAGCACGGACGGCUCAAUGGGUGUGGAGCCCUCCCUAGACGGCGGCAUGGCGCCGAGCGGCGGCGCCGAGCUCGAUCGCGCCGCGUUGGCGCGCCGCGCGCGCCAGCUGGAGGGCGAGAACGAAGCCCUCCUGGCCCGCGUGCGCCUGGCCGAGGCGGACGCCCGCGACGCCGCCGGCGCGGCGGCAGCUGAGGCCGCGCGCGAGGCGGGGCGGCUGCGGCAGGCGCUGGCGGAGCGGGACGCUGAGGUGGCGGGGCUGGCGGCUGAGCUGGCUGUCGUGCGCUCCGCGGUCGACGCCGGGCCAGGGUCCGACCCCGACGAGGCACACUACGCGCAGCUGCUGCUGCUGCAGCGCAGCCUGGCCGACCGCGAGGCCGCGGUGCGCGGCCAGGCGGAGCGCCUAGCGGAGCUCGAAUCGCAGCAGGCACUGGCGGCGGCGGCGGGCGGCGCGGCGGCUGCGCGGCUAGCGGAGGCGCGGCAGGAGGCGGAGGCGGCGAGGGCGGAAGCGCGGAGGGCGGCGCAGGACGCUGAUGUGGCGCGGAUGACGUCGUGCAGGCUCAACGCACGCGUCAACGAGCUGGUGCUGGGCAGCCAGGGCUCAGAGGCGCGCGCGGAGGCGGCAGAGGGCGAGCUGCGGCGCGCGGCCGCGCUGCACGAUCGAGAGGUCAAGGCCCUGCAGCGCCGGCUGGGCCAACAGGCGUCGCGGCGCAGUGGCGGCGGCAGCCCCUCGCGCCGGCGGGGCAGCCGCGGCCCGGCGCCCGCAGACGCCGGCACGGCCGCCUCGGAUGCUGCCGAGCGCUCGGACGACAGUUGCGACGACGGCGGCGGCGGCGCGGGGGACGACCAACUGUGCGCUCCCGGCGCGGCUGCGUUGGCGGCGGUGGCAGUGACUAGCAGGCGUGCGGAGGCUGAGGGGUUGGGGCGGCCGCUGGCGAUAUACCAGGCUUUGGACGACGCCGAGCAGGCCGUCGCGCUGCUGCAGGCGCGCCUCCUGGACACGACCCGCGCGGCCUCCGCGGCGCAGCGCCAGGCCGACGCGUCCGAGGCCGCGGCGGCGGCGGCGGCGCGGCGCGCGGACGCGCGGGAGGCGGCGGCGCGGGAGGCGGGGGCGGUGAGGAUCGCUGAGCUGGAGGAGGCGCUGGCGCGGCUGGCGGCGCGCGGAGACCUGGAGGCGCAGGCCGCGUCGCUCGCCGCCGAGGGCGCGUCGCUGCGCUGCGCCGAGUCGCGCCUCACCGCGGAGCUCGGCGCCCUGCAGGCCGCGCUGGCGGACGCGCGGCGCGACGCGGCGGAGGCCAAGCGCGCGCUGGCGGGGGCGCGGGACGCGGAGCAGGAGCGGCUGGUGUUGGAGGUGUACCCGCUGCUGCGGGCGAGCUACAUACUGGCUGCCGCCGCGGCGGGCGGCGGCAACGGCGGCGAAGGCUCCCUGCCGCCAGGCCUGGUGAAGCUGCCCGAGCGCAUGACCGCCGACGAGCGCCGCAGCGCCGCCGCGGCCGCGCGCGAGUGGGAGUCGGACAGGCAGCGCGCGGCGCUGCUGCUGUCGCGGCUGGCGGACAGGGCGGAGGCCGCUGAGCUGGCGCUCGCGGAGGCGCGCUGCGGCGAUGGGGCAGACUUGGGCGACAGCAGCCUCGUCAGCGUGGGCGGCGCGCCGUUGCCCCGCAACAGCAGCGCCCCGUCCCUGCUGGCCCCUCGCGGCUCGCAAGGCGGCCGCUCGCCGCCGCCGCUGAGGCGGGCGAGCGGCGCCCUGGUGGACCUUGGCGGCAGCCUCGAUGCGGCGGAGAGGGCGGCGAUGCUGGAGGCUGAGCUCAACGCAGCCAGGGAGAGGCUGCACCUGGCGGAUGUGGAGUCAGCACGCCUGACCAUGCAGCUCCAGGCGGCAGAGGGGCGCGUGGGGGAGGCGCACGCGCGCCUGGCUGAGGCAGAGAGGGAGGGCCAGGCGCGGGCGGAGGAAGCUGUCAGGGAGCGGGCGGAGGCCUCCCGCUCGGCGGCGCGCGAGCUGGAGGCGCUGCGCGGCCGCGUGGCCGACGCCGAGCGCGCGGCGGACGCCGCGCGCGCCGCGCGCGCGGAGGCGGAGGUGAUGCUGCGGGAGGCGCGGGAGGAGGCCGGGCGGCUCAGGGCGGGCGCGGCGCGCGCGGCGGGGGAGCUGGCCGGGCUGCGAGCCGCGGCGGCGCAGGAAGUGGCGGCGGCGCGGGACGAGGCGGCUGCGAGGGCGAGGGACGCGGAGCGCGCGCGCUCCGAGCUCGAGGAGGCGCGCCUGCAGCAGGGCGUGCUGCUGGAGACCGUCGAGGCGCUGCAGGCCGGCUCAGAGGGCGAGGCGGAGCAGGCCGCCGCGGGGUUGGCAGCGCGGCUCUGCGCGGCCAGGGCGCGGGAGGGGGCGCUGGAGCGGCGCGCGGGCGACCUGCUGGCCGAGUCAGCCGCCCGGGCCCGCCAGCUGGGUGCGCUCCAGUCUCAGCUUGACGCGGCGCUCGAGGAAGCGGAGCGGCGCGCACGUGCGGCGGCCGCGGGCGGCACGGCGGCCGACGCAGCGGGGCGCGAGGCGGAGGAGGCGCGAGCGCAGGGCCGCGUGGCUGCAGCGCAGCUGGAGCGCGCCCACCGCGAGCUCGACUCCCUGAAGCAGCGGCUGGCAGCAGCAGAGGCGGAGCGUCACGAGGCAGAGGACGCGCUGCGCCACGCGGCGACGCAGCGCCUGCUGCAGGAGGCGCCGCCGCACGAGUACGCCGCGCGCUGCGCCCACGCCUCUGCGGCGCUGGAGCAGCUGCUGCAGCUGGUGAGGCAGCACGUUUGCGGCGGCGGUGGCGGCGGGGGCGGUGGCGGCGGCAGCACGGGCGGAGGCGUGUUGAUCAGCACGGGUGGGAGCGUGUUGAGCACUGGCACACGGCGACGGCAGUCGUCGGCUGCCGGCCGCGCGGCGCGCAGCAGUAGCGGCGGCUCUGCGGAGGGCCCUGUGGCGCCGUGGCUGCUGGUGGUGGUUCAAAAGCUCAAGGCGCUGCUGAAGGAUUCGGACAGGCUGUACCUGCGGGCACUGGGCGAGGCGUCCCUCACCCAGGACCGCGCGGCCGCCGCCACGCUGCAGCUCGCCGCCGCCCGCGCCGCCGCCGAGCGCAGCGCGGCGCGCUGGGAGGCCGCAGAGGGCGCCAACGCUGCGCUCACGCUCGCGCUGUCGCGCCGCGGCGAGACCGCCGCGGGCCACGUGGCGGAGCGGCUCUCGCUGCAGGCGCAGCGCGUCGGCACGCUGCAGCAGCAGCUGGGGUCCGCGCUGGAGUGCCUGGCCGGCGCGCGGUCCGCCGCAGACGCGGCGAAGUCCGCAGCCGCGGCGCAGCGCGCGCGCGGUGAUGCGCUGGAAGCGCUGCUCGAGGCGUCCCGCGCUGAGGCGGGGGCGCUGCGGGCGCAGGCCGCGGCGGCGGCCAUGGAGGCGGCCGGCACCGCGGGGGCGGCGGCCGGCGCGGGGCCGGAGGAGGCGGUCAAGGCGCGCGAUCUGGAGGUCAUGCGGUACUUUGACCGGCGGCUGGCGGCGAUGCUGGGGGCGGGCGGCGAGGCGGGCGGCGCAAAGGCGCUGACGAGGGAGGUGUGCGCCCUCAAGCUGUCCGAGAGCCAGCUCAUCGCCUCGGAGGCCUCUGCCGCCAAGCGCGCCGAUGCGGCGGCCCUGCGUGCGCAGCGCCUGCAGGCCGCGCUGGACGCCGCGACGGAGCGCCUCGCAGACCACCAGCGCGCGUGGCAGCGGCGGCAGCAGCAGGACGAGGCCGGGGCCGACGGCGGCCCCGCGUCGCAGGCCGCGCGCGCCGCGGCGCGGGCGGCGGCGGCGGAGGGCAGGGCGCACGAGCUGCAGGAUGGCCUGCUGCAGGCGCGGCAGGCCCUGGACGCGCGCGAGCUGGAGGCUGAGGAGCUGCGUGCCCUGCUGGAGUCGGCCGAGGCGCGCGCCGCCCGGGGCCGCCAGGAGGCGGAGGCGGCGCUGCUGGCGAUCGAGCGAGAUGCGGAGGCGCGCGCGGCGGGGCGGGAGCGGGCGCUGAGGGCGGAGGUGGAGGCGCUGCGGCACCAGGUUCGCGAGGAGGCCGAGGCUGCCGCGCAGCGCGCCGAGGACAGGGAGCAGGAGUUCCAAGCGGCCGCGUCCGAGGCGGCGGCGGAGCUGGUGCCUGUGACAGCGCUGGAGGAGGCGGAGGCGCACUGUGCGGCCCUGGAGGCGCGCACGGAGGGGCUGGAGGCUGAGCGCGACGCGCUGCAGGACAAGGUCACCGAGCUGGAGAGGCGCGUGGCGGAGCUCCAGGACUCCACAGACGUGACUGGUGCUGCAGUCAGCAGCCUGGAGGCAACCCUCGAGCGCAUCGAGCGCGCAGAGUCUCUGGCCCGAGACCGCGGCAGCGGCGCGCACCAAGGCCGCGCCCUGGACGGCGCUGUGCAGAAUGCGCGGCGCCGCGGCUCGCGGUCGGACGGCGGCGCCGGCGCGGCGGACGAGGCGGGCGGCGGGAUGGACGGGGCGCCGCAGCCGGCGACGCUGGCGGGGGUUUCGCGGGAGCUGGUCCGCAGCCAGAUGGCAGCUGCCGACCUCCAGCGCAAGAUCAGGGUCGCAGCCAGGUCUGAGGUCGACCUGCGCCAGAAGCUGACUCAGCGCGACGAGCGCGUGGCAGAACUCAAGCAGGAGCUCGCCGCGAAGAACCGCGCGCUGCUGGAGCUCCAGCGGCGCGGCGCUGACGCACCGCGCCUCCAGCGCAGCGCCAGCGGCGCCCUCGCCGGCAGCGGCGGCCUGCGGCGGCCUUCAGCGUCGCCGGGCGCCUUGAACGCCAGCGCGGGCGGGACGGCUGCCAGGCCCGACGCGACGGGCGCCGCGGCGGCCUGGGGCGGCGGUGACGACGGGGACACCCGGGAGCCCUCACCGCUGUCGAGGGCUCAGUCUGGCGUCUCGGCGGCCGCGGCCGCGGCGGCUGUCAGCGAGAGGCGCCACCUGUCGGGGCAGGUCGGGCAGCUGAGGGUGCAGCUGGCCAAGCGUGACGCGGACGUGCAGCGCCUCGAAGCCGAGCUGGCGCAGGCGCUGGCGCGACAGCCUGACCUCGCCAUGAGUUCGGCCCACCAGCAGCCAGCCCCCUUCUUUGUCGGGCUGUCCCGCUCGCCCUCUAGCGCGGCGGCACCGUCUCCAAGGCUGCGCCAGCCAACGCCAAGUUUGCUGGGCGCGCUCGCUGGUGGGAGCGCGCGCGCAUCUCCUCGGAGCUCUCAGAACCCCUGGUUGCCUGCGCCGCCGCAGCCGCAGCAGCUCGUGCGCGACAGCUCUGUGGCGCACCGCUCGCCCUCGGCGUCGGGGCUGGCGCCGUCGCGCAGCAGCUCGGCUGCGGGCGGCGGCGCCUUGUUGCUGCGGAUGGGGUCGCGGCAGCUGGGCGCGAUGGAACGCAGCAGCGGCAAUGCCACACAGCAGCAGCAGCAGCAGCAGCAAGCGCAGUGGGAGCCAGUUCCUGCGCCCGAAGAUGACGCUGCGGCGGAAACCGAGGCCAAGGGCGCGCCUCGCCUCGCUGCCGCGCUUGAUCAGUCGGCCUCGUGGCUGGCCUGGGCCCUGGAGGCGGCCCGCGGCGCACUGCGCACGCUGCUGACAGCCAGGCUAGAGGCGGGGGGGCCUGCUGGGCAGGAGGAGGCGGCCGCCGAGCAGCUGGAGGCUGGCCUUGAGGCGCUGGGCCUGGAGGAGGCGUUGGAUGCGAUUACAAGGGAGUGCCAGGACUUGGUGUUCGACUGGCAGCGGCGGGUGGAGGUGCUGCAGCAGCAGGUGCAGGCGCAGCAAGCCGCGCUGCUGCAGGCCGCGCAGCAACAGCAGCAACAGCCGCAGCAGCAGCAGAGUGGCGAGCCGCGCACGCAGAGCUUCGUGGCGGGCAGCAGGGCGCCUUCAAUGCGGUCCGCCGUCGCAGCCGAGGGCGGCCGCUCAGGCACGGGCCCGCAGCUGCUGCAGGGCCAGCCGGCGGGCCCCGAGGCGGAGCGCGCCGCGGACGCCGGGCGGCUGGAAGACGCGGUGGCGCAGCUGGAGGCGCUGGCCGCCGCCAACGAGGCCCUGGUGUCGCGCGGGGAGCAGCUGCUGGCGGAGCGCACGGCGCUGCUGCAGCAGGUCGCAUCAGUGGCCGCCGAGCGCGACAGCCUGGCGACGCAGAACGCGAGCCUUGCCAAGGCCUUCUCAUCUGCAGUGGCCCGCAAGGCCGUCGCGGCCGAGCACGCGCAGGAGCGGGGGCAGCCGGACGGCGGCGACUUCCAGCCGACGCAGGCGCAGGCGCAAGGCGGCGGCGCGCCGGCGGCGGCGUCGCCGGCGCAGCUGCGGGAGAUCGCGUCUCUGAUGCAGCGGCUGACGAAGGAGAACGCUGUCCUCAUCAAGGCCAGGGACGCGUCCGAGGCGCAGCGCGCCGCCCUCGAGACCCAGGCAACCUCCUGGGCCGCACGCGAGGCCGAGCUCGCCGCCGAAGCGGAGCGCCUCUCGGGGCAAAUGGCUGCCGCCCGCCGCGAGCGCGAGGCGGCGGAGGCGGCCCUUGCUGCGGCGCGGCAGGAGGUUGGCGAGCAGGCGGCGCGCAGCGAGCGGCUGGCGGCGGCGCUGGCGGAGGCGCGGGAGGAGCGGGACGCGCUCGCGGCGCACAACGCGAGCCUCGCCCAGACGACGCACCAGCUAAUGGGCGGCGGCAGCGGCCCCGGCGGCGCCGGCAGCGGCGGCGGCGGCAGCCCGGCGCGGGGGUCGAACUCGUCGGGAGGCGCCGCUGGCGGCGGCGCGCGGGCGCUGGGGUCCGCGCAGCUGCGGGAGGUGGCGGCGCUGCUGCAGCGGCUGACGAAGGAGAACGCGGCGAUCAUGAAGCAGCGCGACCAGCUGACAGCGCGGCUGGAGCCGCUUGAGUCCGAGGCGCGCCGGGCCGCCGGGCAGCUGGAGGCCGCGGCGGCGGAGCGGGCGGCAGCGGCCGCGGAGCGCGACCGCGCGCGUGGCGACGCGGAGGCGGCGCGGGGGGAGGCCGCGAGGGCUGCGGCGCAGCUGCGGGCGACGGCGGCGGAGAAGGAACGGCUUGCGCAGCAGGUGACGUCACUUGCGGCCGAGCGCGACAGCAUGGCGGCCCAGAACGCCAGCCUCGCGCAGACCACCUCGCGGCUGAUGAUGCCGCGCUCCCCCAGCGACGACGGCGGCCCCGCCUCCCUCGCCGGCGGCAGCGGCAGCGGCGCCGGCUCCGCCGGAGGCUUCGGCACCUUUGCCGCCGGCGGCGACGCCGGCGUUACCGUGGCGGCUGCGCCGCGCGCCGACGGCCGGCGGAGCCGCGGCCCGAGCGGCGCAGGGGACGGCGGCGGCGGCAGCAACGGCGCGGGCGCGGGCGCGCCGCCGGCGCUCAGCCCCCGGCAGAUGAAGGAGAUCGGGGCGCUGCUGCAGCGGCUGACGGGCGAGAACGCGCGGCGGCGAGGCUGA
Messenger RNA from Monoraphidium neglectum, 8715 nucleotides. RefSeq lists its product as hypothetical. The transcript is spliced from 30 exons. The record is from RefSeq and is a predicted model, not a curated record. Bases 1 to 8715 code for a protein of 2904 amino acids. NCBI's taxonomy places the organism in Eukaryota, Viridiplantae, Chlorophyta, Chlorophyceae, Sphaeropleales, Selenastraceae.